Molecule: messenger RNA, 3683 nt
Organism: Stomoxys calcitrans (stable fly)
Lineage: Eukaryota; Metazoa; Arthropoda; Insecta; Diptera; Muscidae
Exons: 2
Coding region: 17-1756 (579 amino acids)
Source: RefSeq, a predicted model, not a curated record
UCAACAGAGCUCUAACAUGGAUGGAAGCUUAGAUGCUACAUUCUCUGUUGUAGAAAUCGAAAACAUUUCCAGCAUCGAAGGAAGUAAAUCGGCAAAAUUGGCACACAAGUGUAUGGAGGUCUAUAAUAAGUUAGAACCAGGAAUGAAUUUUAGCAAUCCAGAUAUGACUAUGGGCAAUAGUUCAAUCAAUCCAAUAAAUACUACUUACACCAUCAACGGAGCAGUAGCAGAACCAUUAGAUUUUGUAAAUAAAAAUCUUACGAAAAUCGGUAACGACUCAACGGCUAAAACAACAAGCUCUGGUGGAGAAACCUUAGUAUCGGAAUAUCAACCUGGUUCGCUGCUUCUUGAUUCAAAAUCUUUGGAUAUUUCAACCGAACCAAUAAAACCAAUAAAAGAUACCAUAAACAUAAACAAUUUAUUGUUGAAAAAUCCCAAUCUGAAGUCAAAACAACAUUUUUGCAUUUUUUGUAGUAAGUUGCAAUGUAAACUCGCAAGACAUUUUUUCUUGAAACAUAAAUCGGAAAAACAAAUAAAACGAGCAAUGACAAUGCCAAAGAAGAGUUUCGAACGUUUGCAGAUAUUAGAGGAACUUCGCAAAGAGGGAGACUUUGUCCACAACACAAUGAGCAGAAAAAACUCUGGAAUUUUAAUAACUACGCGACAAAAACUUAAAUCUGGUGAAACUGCGGAGGAAUACACUUGUUGCAAGAAAUGUAAAGGCUUUUACAAAAUAGUAAAUAUUCGUAAGCAUCUGAAAAAAUGUUGUGGUCCAGAAAAUAAAGGGAAUAGAAAGAAUCUAAUUGAGGGACGUCAACUUACACAAUAUAUUCACCCAGCUGCAAGCGAUUUAUUAAAAUUAGAAAUUUUUCCGGUUCUUAACAACGACAAUCUGGUAAAGGAGAUUCGGUAUGAUGAAUUUAUAAUUAAGUUCGGAAAUAAAUUAGCGGAAAAACUUGUACCACAUCAUCAACAUGACCAAGUAAGGGCCAACAUGAGACUUUUGGGGCGAUUUGUAAUUGAAAUGAAAAAAAUAUCACCGGACGUUAAAGAACUUAAAGACAUAUAUAAACCAUAUCUCUACGACAAUGUUGUUUUAGCUUUGAGAAAUACAGCAAAAUGGAAUAUGCACACCGGUUUUGUUACCCCUUCGGUAGCAUCAAGUCUUUCAACCCUAAUAAAAAAGUGUGGACAUACACAGAAAUCCGAAUUUGUAAAAUCUCAGAACUUUGAUUUAAAAGAGCAGCUCAAGGACUUUAUGAUUCUUUGGGAGGAGGACACUCCAAUACAGAUCAAUCGUAGAGCAAUAUUGGAUCAACAAAAAUUGAAAAGAUUGAAACAUGUAACCCUACCCAGGAAAAACGACAUAACAAAGAUGACCUCUUAUUUAAGAACAAAAAUGAGAAAUGCGUUGAGAGUCUUAUCAACAAAGUAUAGCUAUUAUGAAUGGAGAACAUUAGUUCAGACCUCUUUGGUAUAUAUACAAAUGUUUAAUCGAAGAAGAGCUGGAGAGACCGAAAGAUUGUUGAUAGAAAAUUAUAAAUUGAAAAACAGUAUCUGUGAUUCUGACAUGACGGAAGAUUUAGCUAAAACUAUGUCAAAAGAAUCAAUGGAUUAUGCUAAAAGAUUCCUAAGAGUAAGUUUAACUGGCAAACUGGAUAGAGGGGUAAGCGUUUUGCUUGACGAAUUAUGUCAAAGGGCCAUUGAGACCAUAUUGAAAUAUCGCAAAAAAGCUGGAAUCAAGAAAAAUCCAUAAAUUUUUUCCCAAAAAGUUAAAUCCAAUUUGGAAAAAAAAUAUUAUAGGGCUUGUCCGUUGAUGAGAAAAUUCGCAACAGAAUGUGGUGCAGAUAUGCCAAAUACAUUGAGAGGAACCAUACUGCGAAAGCAUAUAUGUAGCUACACACACCUCACUUUUAAAUAUUGGGGAAGCUUCAGUCGACACCCUAGCAAACUUCCUUGGCCAUCACAAAGACAUACAUAAGAGCCAUUAUCGACUUCCAGUGCCAGUGGCGGAAAUCACAACAGUUUCUAAACUUCUGGAAUCAGCAGCAGGAUAUGACCAAGAUGAUGAGGAUGACGACGAAGUUGAGGAGAACCAUAUAGAUAACCAGGACGGUGAGAACGAUAAUGAAAGCAUCGAAAAUGGGGUCAAUGUUGAUAGCAGUGACGGAGACAGUGAUGGAGAAACGAAAGACGAGACCAUGGACAAUGCAAUAAAUAUAACUGAUCUGGAAUCAGAAUAUGAUUUUGAGGAAGAAAGAAGACAAAAAUCAGAUCGAAAAAGAAAUAUUAUAUCAAAAAUAAACCGAUCUGAACCAUACACAACAUGGAUAGAUAUAACAUUGGAAGUACAUACACGCUUUUCUCCGUGGCUCCCGUAUUUUGAUACUUAUCUUCGUUUCUGAGCAACUUGGGGCGCUGAAAUAUUCGGUGGACAGGAGUCGUGUCCCGUGGAAGAUUGGCGGAUGGAGAGCAGAGUGUGCAGGCUUUUCUUCACUUAAUAUUUUGGAUUCAAAAAACUACAAACUGGAUAAUUAAAAUUAUUUUCACUGGAAACUCGUAAAACACUCAAUGUUACCCGAUUCAACACAUACAAAAGGUAAACAGAACAAACCAAAACAAAACAAUUCUCUUUUCUAAACUGUCAGGCAUACCUAGUGUUGCCACUCAAAUACAAUAAUUUGUAUACCGGACCUACGGUUUGCGUAUUGAUCUAUGUCAGCGCGGUGUUGCCAACACCAAUUUAUUUACACAUAAAUUUAAAAUAUGUCAGUUACUCCUACUACCCAGCAAACAAAACGAAAGCUAGCUGAAACAUCACCUGAUUUUGGAAAAAUGGCAAAAAAACCAGUAGGUAAUAUGGACGUGGAAGAGUUAAUGAAUAUAAUGAAGAAUGAAAAAAUUGGAAAGCCUGCCAACUAAGUCGGAUAUUGAAGAAGUAAAAGCAGGAAUAGCUUCUACUUCUGCAGAGCUCGUAGAACUUCGGGAAGAAAAUAGAAAAUUAAAAGAAGAGAUAAAUAUUCUUCAAAAUAAUCAAAAGGAAAGCGAGGAAGAAAUAAAAUGGUUAGAGAAUCAAAUCAAAAACAAUAAGUUAAUAUUCAGGGGAAUUAGUUUUGAGAAGAAUGCAAUGGAGUCUGUGAAGAAAGUCUGCAACAACAUUUUAAAAAUAGAUGUGCAAAUCAUGUCGGCACACAUCUUAUUGAAAUUUAACGAAACUUGCACAGUCAUUGCGGAACUUGAUUCGGAAUCCACAUUAUUAUAUUUAUUAGGAACUACAAGAAAUCUUGCGGGUACCAAAAUCUCGAUAAGCAGAGAUAUAAAUCCAAGGCGCCGACGCAACAAACUAUACAACUUAUCCACCAAGAAAUUAAUCUGGAAUGUGAGUACCAAGCAUAAGAUAACGGUCAGAGACGACAAGUUCAAAAUUCACGAUAAGUGGUUUGUAUGGAGUGGCCAAAACGAAUUAAUUUGUGGAAAAGAUAAAGCUGAAAUUGCAUUGAGAAAACUAUACGGCGAAGAAAUUGAAAAGGAAACAUUUGAUGCCAUUUUGGAAAAAAUAAACUCAAAAAACUUUUAAAUCCUCACAUCUCACUACGCCCUAAAGUGAAUAUAGAUAAGAUAAACAAAUUAAAAAUUAUGUCAUAUAACAUAAAUGGAUUCGAAAAUAAAUUCUUGUACCCAAA